This is a messenger RNA of Aphidius gifuensis, 1523 nucleotides long. RefSeq lists its product as uncharacterized. Bases 161 to 1450 code for a protein of 429 amino acids. The transcript is spliced from 4 exons. NCBI's taxonomy places the organism in Eukaryota, Metazoa, Arthropoda, Insecta, Hymenoptera, Braconidae. Gene Ontology annotation, biological process: SCF-dependent proteasomal ubiquitin-dependent protein catabolic process. Gene Ontology annotation, cellular component: SCF ubiquitin ligase complex. The record is from RefSeq and is a predicted model, not a curated record.
UUGAAAGCAUGUUCAAAGGUGGAUGAAAUCCAGCAACGUGGUAGUUCUUUUCGGCCUGAUCUUGCUAGGGUUUAGUCCUUGACGUGCAAAGAAAAAAAAAAGUGUGCAAACAAUUUUUCAAUUAAAUUUCAUCAGCCGUUAAUUAAAUAAAACAAAAAAUAUGGAGACUGUUGCAGCUGAUCCUCAGUGGGUUGAAACAUUUAUGUCAAUUUCAAAAGAAGAAAUCGAUUCUCCAGCCAAAAUAUCUAAAUAUUUUAAUUCAGAUGCAGCAAUCACAAAAGUACAUGAAGCUAUCAAUGGUAAUCAAAAUAAUCAUCAUAAUAUUACUGAUGAAUUCAUACUGCAACAAAGAAUUAAACAUGAUAAAAAAAUUUCAAAGCAGCGUGAAAUGCGUAUGGCACGUUUGGAUACACAUCUCGUUGUGUAUCCAAAACUUGAAACAAUUUGUGGAGAUUGGAGAAAUGAUUUCAUUGAUUCAGGUUUUACAACAUAUACGUUUCGUGAUUAUACAAAUAAAUGUCAUAAAAAUGAUCCAGAUGAUUUAAAAUAUAUGAUUAAUCUUUGUGGAUGUAAUUUGACAAAGCUAAAUAUAUAUGGAUAUGCUUAUUCUGAUAUAAUGCCAUUGAUUAAGAAUAAUUGUACAAAUCUCGAGCAACUUACGUUGAUAUUUAAAGAAAUAGAAAGUAAAGAUUUUGAAGAUGUUUUUUCUAACAUGUCUCAUCUUAAAAGAUUAACAAUUUACUGGAAAUGUGAAGAUCCAACUUUACCAAUGGCUUUGGUCGAAUCAAUUGAACAAGUUUGUGAAACUUUGACAACGUUUGUAAUUUCAUGUGAAUCUAAACAAGUUUAUCCUUUUGGAUUACCAGAUUCAUCGAUUGAGAUAUUUUCUCAAGCAAACGAAGCUUUAAUGACUACAGUUGGGAAUAUGAAAAAUCUCAAGCAUUUAAAAAUUCGUUGGGCUUAUGGUGUUACAGAUGAAUUCUUGAUAAAUCUUGUUGAUAAUGCUAAGAACUUGAAACAUCUAUGUAUAAGUGGUUCACGUAUAACAGAUGAGGGUAUAAUUGCACUUAAUAAAUUAAAUAAAUUAGAAUCAUUUAGUCUUGAUGCAACACAAUCAAGAAAAGAAAAUAAGUUGAUCACUGAUGAGUCAAUUAAAGGUUUAUUAAGCAAAACAAUAGUAAACUUUGACAUAUCGAAAUGCAUUCAAGUCACUAACGACUCAGUGAUUGAACUUGUUAAGCAUUUACCAAAUAUAUUAACUUUGGAUGUCAGGUAUACACAAGUAGACUUGUCAGGUAUCUUGGAAAUAGCUACAUGUGUAAAAAAUCGUAAACACAUGUUAACGAUAUAUACUUCUUUUGAAAUUAAUGGUGAUAUUGUCCAAAUAUUACGUAGAUCAAACGUUGUAUGUAAAUAUGUAAUAGUUACGGAUUACUUGGAUGAAGAUUAAUCUACUAAUUAUCAUUAUUAUUGAGUGUAUUUUUUCAUGGACAUGUAUAGUUUAAUUUUAUUUAAAAAAAAUA